Messenger RNA from Myodes glareolus (Bank vole), 4951 nucleotides. The record is from RefSeq and is a predicted model, not a curated record. Lineage: Eukaryota; Metazoa; Chordata; Mammalia; Rodentia; Cricetidae.
UCUUAAGGAUAUGCCUUUCCCUAUUUGCCUAUUUUCUUGUAGUUGAAGAAAAAAUAAUUAUCCCACAGUCCAGUUCUCUUAUUUUAAAAAGGUGGAAAUAAUGAUGUCAACUCCAUUAGACUGUUGUGGGAAUUACAUUCAACCACACAUUUACUGUGCUUCCUUAGUUAUUAUUACUGUCUUGUUUGAUUUUAAACUGUUGACACUGACAGAUACAUACUGGUAGUUUGAAAUAGCAAUUGGAUAGCUAUGUUUGAAGCCUAAACCUUUAAUUUUUUCAUGCCUAUAGUAUUGUAGUAGUCAAUGUUCUUGCCUACAGUACUGUAGCAGUAGGGAACUUCUGUUUUCUGUUGAUAUAAGACAGAUAAAUACGUUCUUUCUUACGCCACUACGUCCAGUGUAUAAAGAACAGGGUUCAUACAAGACCUGAGGGUGUGAUGACGGAUGGCUGUCCUGAUCUUAAAAACAGUGAUUGCCUCCCUGGGGUAUUUGACUCCUUUAAACAGUAAUGUCCAUUCAGAGGCUCACAAUAUAAACAUUAUCUAUAGAACACAAACUUAACUAGGCAUCUCUUAGUGAAUAUAAUCUGCUAAUUGCAAGCUGGGAAACCUGCCUUUCUAGUUGUGGUUUAUGAUCAACCUUAUGACACCUAGAGUGUGUCAGUUUUCAGAUCUGUAAAACCCAAGAUCAACAGAGACUUCACAUUCUCUCUGUCUCUCUCUGUCUCUCUCUCUCUCUGUCUCUCUCUCUGUGUGUCUUUCUCUCUGUCUCUCUGUCUGUGUGUGUAUUUAAAGUUUAUCAUCUCAGAGUUUUUCUCUCAUCAUGUAUGGAGGUCUCUACAACAUCAGAACCAACUUUCAUACACUCAGUAGCAGGGUUUGUGCUUUGUGAUGGCAGCUUGCAACAUUGCCGAAUCCGAAUCCGAACAUCAGACACUGAUGUGUACUUCACGUUCAGAAAUCACUUGGCACCGGAAUGGACCACUUGUGCUGAAAUCCCUGAGUUAGCUGACAGUAGUUCUGAAGAAGCAACUGAGGCCGCUAUAGACAGACAGACAAACAGAACAGAACUGGAGCUCCUGCCCUUCUGCUGUAGGAAGCUAGCGAUAGCUUUGAUGUAGGCGAAUCCUAUAUGUAGCCUCUCAUUUAUCUUCCUUCAAGAUUGAUUUUAUCAGCUUUGCCAAGUCAGUGGGACAACUUCCCCUCAUGAAAGGUUUAAAGAUGCCACUUCUUCACAUGCCUAGAGAAUUCCAUUUGCUCACAUAUCUAUGCCUGUCAGCACACCUUUGAUAAGAUUUUAUUUUAUUGUAAAAUUGUUGAAGACCUUAAAAAAAAAACAAGAGUAUUUGAUAGAGGUAUCCAAAUUAGUUUCUUUCAUGGUUUUUAUUUUUUGAGGCGGGUGGGGGGCACAGAGGACAGUGUUGUUUUUGUUUUUUGAGACAUGGAUUCUUUGUGCAAUAUUCCUGGAUGGCCUGGAACUCGCUUUGUAGACCAGGCUGGCCUCAAACUCACUGAGAUCUGCCUGCCUCUACCUCCCAAAUGCUGAGAUUAAAGGCAUGAGCCUCCACCGCCCAGCUUCCAAACCAGUGCUCUUCAGAAGAGCAAGGACAAGUUUUGGCUCUUUGCAAUAAUUGUUUACAAGUUGGGUUUACCAUUCCUGCCAUUCAUCGCUGAGACAUGUUGCACAUCAUUAAUUAAUUUUUUGUCUUUUGGUUAAAUCAAGAUAAGCAAUGAAUUCAGAAGCAAUUAUGCAAGGACAUUUGUAGUCCUCUUGUGGAAGGUCAUAUGUGUAGAGGUUUCCAAUUAAGAGUAACAUACCUGUCAUCAUGACCUACCAUUUGCUAUGAAGAAACAUAAUACGCUAGCCUCUGUGGCCAUAUGGAGCAAAUUGGUCUUUGUAUGUGGAUUUUGGAGUCAGGGUGCUGUGUUCAUGCUCUGUGAGUUUGGGACAAAUCCUUUAGUUUCUCCAAGCUUCAGUUUCAUUAUUCUUCUUCAUUAUACAAUGAAGAGAAUUUUCCUGAAAUUGUUGGAACACCUAUGUUUAAGCAUAUAAGAACACAGCUGCUACCUGAUGUGGUGGCACACGCUUGUAACCUGAAACUCCGGAAGUAAAGGCGUGAGAUCAAGGACUUCAGGAGCCAACCUACGCUACCUAAUGGGACACUGUUGAAAAUUCCUGUCUGGGAAGGUAGCUCAAUGAACUAAUAAAGACGAAAGUGGAGAUUUGCAAAAUAAAAAAGGGGUUCUUAAAGAAGAAAGGGAAUGCAGGAGAAUGCUAGAAUACACCAACUUCAACUAGACCAAGCCUGCCAAGGAUGUCCAAGCUGGCAACUCCGGGCGGAGUCCAGACGUGAAGGCGGGGUUUCUAGACGUCCCGGCCCUGCCCGAAGGCUCUCGGGGCGGGACUUCCUGUUAGAGCAAGCCCGUUACCUCCGGAAGAGCCGAGCCCUCGACCCCAGCAGUUGCGCAUCGCCGUGCGCUCACGCGAGAAGAUGGCGGACCCCUGGCAGGAAUGCAUGGACUAUGCGGUCACCCUCGCAAGACGAGCUGGAGAGAUGAUUCGUGAAGCUCUACAAAAUGAGGUGAAUGUCAUGAUUAAAAGUUCUCCAGCUGACUUGGUAACAGUUACCGACCAGAAUGUUGAAAAAUUGCUUCUCUCUUCAAUAAAGGAAAAGUACCCAUCUCACAGUUUCAUUGGGGAAGAAUCUGUGGCCGCUGGGGAAAAGACAGUCUUCACAGACAAGCCCACGUGGAUCAUUGACCCUAUUGACGGCACGACCAACUUUGUGCAUAGGUUUCCUUUUGUAGCUGUUUCAAUUGGCUUCGUUGUAAAUAAACAGAUGGAGUUUGGAGUUGUGUAUAGCUGUGUGGAAGAUAAGAUGUAUACUGGCAGGAAGGGAAAAGGAGCCUUUUGUAACGGUCAGAAGCUUCGGGUCUCACAACAGGAAGAUAUUACCAAAGCACUCUUGGUGACUGAAUUGGGCUCAUCCAGAAAGCCAGAGACGUUACGGAUCGUUCUUUCCAACAUGGAAAAGCUCUGCUCCCUUCCCAUCCACGGAAUCCGGAGUGUUGGAACAGCUGCUGUUAAUAUGUGCCUUGUGGCAACUGGAGGAGCAGAUGCAUACUAUGAAAUGGGGAUCCACUGCUGGGACAUGGCAGGAGCUGGCGUCAUCGUCACCGAGGCAGGUGGAGUGCUGAUGGAUGUGACAGGUGGACCAUUUGAUUUGAUGUCUCGGAGAAUUAUUGCUGCAAAUAAUAAAGCAUUAGCCGAAAGAAUAGCCAAAGAAAUUGAGAUAAUACCUUUACAAAGAGAUGAUGAAAGCUAGUUGGCACAGGACAGUGUCCAGCCCCUUCACACCUGCUGACCCUGGGAUGUUUGUGAUGUAUGAUGUCACUGUGUUUGUGAUGUAUGAUGUCACUGAUUUAAAUUUGUCUUUGAGGUCCUGAUUUUAAAAUGGGAACAUUUCAGAUGGCAUACACAAAAUUAGAUGGAAUAUUUGAUUGUUGAAAGAAAUUUGCAUGGGGAAAGUAUCCAGGAAGUCUAGUUAACAAACUUGCCGUGGAAUAAUCACCAGUCCUCAUAAUCCCCUUAAAUUUUAGUAUGCUAUUUAUAUGCACAAUUCUCAAUUGUAAAGUUUUCGUUUUGUAAAAGUCUUUCUCUUUCUUCCAAAAGCCUUCUUUAGUUGUGUGUGUGACUCUAAGCAGGCUCCUUUUGUUGUAUUAUUCUCUGUAAUCUGGCACUGGUGCAGUACCUGUCAGUGGGCCAUCUAAAGUCCGCAGCUAACGCGAGUGCCUGGAGCUGCAGUUCCUGUUCUGAAGUUAGUUCACUUCCCUGUCCUUCUAAUAUUCCCUAUUGCCAUUUCACAGGACUGCCAGAGACGGUUGCUUAUUGUGGGCAUUUCUGCAGUUAGUACAGUACUGUAUGUUGCAGGUUCUGUCUACAGCCCCCAUGCCGAGAAAUUUCACAGCAAUCUUUCAGGUAUCUGCUGUAGUUAGUUACAGUGUAACAUUUUACAAAAUGCAGUAUUCACAUUCAGAUACUUCAACUGAUUGUGGCUGUGCUUACGAUGUACUGUGGCAUUAAUGGUGAACUAUUUGAUUUCUUUCCAAACUCCUUGCUUAAUUUCAUCACUGCUGUCUUUAUAGUCUAUAAGGAUCUUGGGCCUCUCAAACCCAAGAAGAAAAUUUAAUGGUUCCUGUUCCUUUUGAAAGGAUUAAUUUAUUGUUUACUUUAUUAUUUUAGCCUUGGCCCUUGGCAUAUGAGCAGAUCUUUCUUUUUUUGUUUUGUUUUGUUUAUUUGUUUUUCAAGACAGGGUUUCUUUGUGUAGCAGUCCUAACUGUCCUGGAACUUGCUCUUAUAGAUCAGGUUGGCCUUGAACUCACAGAGAUCUGCCUACCUCUGCCUCCCAAGUUAAAGAUGUGUGCUACCACUGUGUGCCCCCCCCCCUCACUAUGAAUAGAUACUUUGUUCUUAGUAUGUUUGAGCCUGGCCUUUGAUAAAAUAAAGUGUUCUUGUAAGUUUGAAGGCAGGAAUGAUUUUAUUAUUGGACGAUUAGAUUAGACAUAUUAGAUCUCUGUGACACUCUGAUUUGGGCUCUGUAAUUGAUAUAUUUCUGCUGUUAGCCACAUGACUUAAACAUCACAUACCAUUAAAUCCUGUUACAAGACAGGUUAUUUUGGGGAUUAGAUUUAUUUUAAGACUAUUACAAAUAACGUUUUAUUUUUCUGUAUGUAUUUAUGUAUCCCAGGCUGGCCUCAGAAUUGUUAUGUAGCUGAUGAUGAACUUGAACUCCUGAUGUCCCUGCCCUUACUCUCUCUGAGUUCUGAGAUACAGAGAGACCAGCAGAGCACCAUCAUGUCGCUAGUGCUGAACCCAGGACCUCAUGCGUGCCAGAUCAGCAUCCCAGCCCGUGAUUAACAUUUAAAUUAAAAAUGUAAUUAAUGAUAUAUUA